GAACAAGUGUCUGAGUAAGUGGUCAUGACUCUGGCCAUGGCAGAAGGGGCUUGGAUGGGCCCUGGUUGUUGGCAUGGAGUGGAGAAUGAAGAGGCAACUUCUGAGCAGAGUGUUUCUGUAGGAGUGUUACAUGUUCCUACUUCCAAGGUAGAUUCAUUGACUCAGGUGACUUACACUUGUGACUUACGUGGUCCCAUUUUGAAAGAUAUUUUACACCUGGAUGAACACCAAGAAACAUGCCAUGGAGUGAAAUCUUACACAUGGGCAUGUGGGAGACAAUUCUGGUUCAGUGCAAACUUUGACCAACAUCAGAAGCCAUACAUUAUGGAGAAACUCUUAAGAGAAGACAAAAGCAAGACCUCUUUUGUGAAGAACUGUAGAGUUUGUCAGGAACCUCACCUGUUAGAGAAGCCCUUUGCCUGUAAGGAGGAGCAGAAGGACUUUCAGGACAGUUUGGGCAGUCACCAGCAAAAGGCCACCCACAGCAAGAGGAAGACAAGGAGCACUGAGAGUGGGGAGACUUUUCAUAUUGGACAAAUGGAUUACAAGUGCAGUGAAUGUGGGAAAGCUUUCAGCCGCAAAGACACACUUGUCCAGCACCAGAGAAUCCAUACUGGAGAAAGGCCUUAUGAGUGCAACGAAUGUGGGAAAGCCUUCAGCCGCAAAGCCACACUCGUCCAACACCAGAGAAUCCAUACAGGAGAAAGGCCUUAUGAGUGUAGUGAAUGUGGGAAAGCCUUUAGCCGCAAAGACAACCUUACCCAGCACAAAAGAAUUCACACUGGAGAGAUGCCUUAUAAGUGUCAUGAAUGUGGAAAACACUUCAGUCAUCACUCCAACCUAAUUGUACACCAGAGAGUUCAUAAUGGAGCAAGGCCUUAUAAGUGCAACGAUUGUGGGAAAGUCUUCAGACACAAAUCUACACUUGUUCAGCAUGAGAGUAUCCAUACUGGAGAAAACCCUUAUGUUUGCAGUGAUUGUGGGAAAUCCUUUGGUCACAAAUACACCCUCAUUAAACACCAGAGAAUUCAUACUGAGACAAGGCCUUUUGAGUGCGUUGAAUGUGGGAAAUUCUUUAGCCGAAGCUCUGACUUUAUUGCACACCAGAGAGUUCACACGGGUGAAAGGCCUUUUGUUUGCAGCAAAUGUGGGAAAGAUUUCAUCAGAACCUCCCACCUUGUUCGGCACCAAAAAGUUCAUACUGGAGAAAGGCCGUAUGAAUGCAAUGAAUGUGGAAAAUCUUAUAGCUUAAGCUCCCACCUCAUUAGGCACCAGAAAGUUCACACUGCAGGAAGGCUUUAGGAAUGCUUUCGACACGAUGGGACUCAUGGAGAGGAGCUCUGUGACUCCCUUUGGAGAGGGAGACAUCAAUCUUAUGUUGAACCUCAUAUAUCUGAACAUUAACACUGGGAAGAUACUUUAUGAAUGCCAGAUACAGGGGAAGCUUUCAGGGUCUAAUUUGCACUUUCAGACCUGCUCAGGUACCUUGCCUAAUUUGUCGAUGUCAAAGCCUGUGGCUGAAACCAUCUCAACUCUACCAGCUUAGUUACCCAAAGAUCCUUAUGAGAAGCAGACUUUGUACUCUCUCUCCACUUCCUGGAGGGAAUUUUAAGAAACCUGGGUUAAAUGAGAGUCCUCAUUUCCUCCCCUCUGACUUGGAAAAGCAGUGGACAUGAUCCAUCUUCAGCCAAGAGGACCUGAGCUGUGUUCUCGUAGCAGAAAAGGUUUAUUCUCUUCUUGGACAUUGUUGGUCUCUUGUAAUACUUGUGACAGAUUUUUCCAGUCUCCAAGUCACCCAACCUGGCUGACCCACUUGUCUCAUGUUGCUCUGGUUUGUGAGAUAAUAAAGACCUUAUUAUUUAAGCUACCUUAAA
Molecule: messenger RNA, 1874 nt
Organism: Phacochoerus africanus (Common warthog)
Lineage: Eukaryota; Metazoa; Chordata; Mammalia; Artiodactyla; Suidae
Product: zinc finger protein 134-like
Exons: 2
Coding region: 25-1302 (425 amino acids)
Source: RefSeq, a predicted model, not a curated record